AUGGAGCUUGAUUUGAAUCAGGAGCCUUUGGAUCGUAGUAGUAGUUCAGUAGUUGAAUUUGAUUCUGUAUUGGAAGAACUUGAAGCUGCCGAAGGAAAUAUUCGGAACCGAAUAAGACACCUCGAAGAGAUUACUUCGAGAGCGAGGCAGAGUCGGAGGUUGCCGCGGAUGAGGAUGAAUUCGCCGAUUCGGAUAACAAAUUUUACGGGAGCAGCAACGACUGAUGAUGAUGUUGUUCGAGGUGAAGAAGAAAGGGAGGAGCAGAAUGAUGUUGAAAAAGGUGGAAAAAGAAAGAGUGCUCAUUUAGUAGCGAAAGCGUUGGGGGUGGAAGAGAUUGAUGAGGGUAAAGUGGAGGAGAGUAGUGGGAGUUUUUACGAUUGUAAUAUAUGUUUGGAUGUUGCGAGAGAUCCUGUUUUGACGUGUUGUGGGCAUUUGUUUUGUUGGCCGUGUUUUUAUCAGUUAUCGUAUGUUUAUUCGAAAGCGAAGGAGUGCCCUGUUUGUAAAGGAGAGGUUACUGAGUCGGGUGUUAUUCCGAUUUAUGGGAAUGGUAAUGUUGGUGGUGAUUGUCAGAUGGAAAUGAAAGAAGCUGGUUUGAGAGUUCCUCCUCGACCUAAGGCUCCUAGAAUUGAGAGUAUUAGACAGAAGUUGAUAACACAAGGUGCAUCUUCUUCGUCUAUUGUCCAAAGCAUUCGGCGGUUUCAUAACCGAAUUGGUGGAUUUGGAGAACAAGCUCAGUUAGAAAGCCCUAAUAACAGAGGUGAUAGAAGUAAUGGUACGCUCGUUCGUUCUCGCACGCAAACUGAUAUUAAUCAACACGCUGACACUCAUCAGGUUUCAAGGUUGCUAGAACAAGGAGCUUCUUCAUUUUCAUCGCUUUCAUCAGCGUUAAACUCUGCAAUGGAUUCUGCAGAAAGAUUAGUUCAGGACCUUGAAUCUUAUAUCCACGGCCACAAUAUAGGAGGAAGCAGAGAGCUAAACCAUCGCGCUCUCGUUGCUAUAGACCGCUCAGAGAGCCGUGCUCAAGAUGUUGUUAAUGUGGCCAAUUCUGCCGCUGCAGCAGCUAGGAAUGUUGACAAUAUUGCUUUUAGUGGUUCAGAAAUUCAGACAACUGAUAGAAACAUACAUAUUAGUCCGUUAGACCCUUCUUCUUCAAACAGUAGAAGAAGAAACGGUGAUUCAAGACAUGUUUCAAAUGAACCCAGAAGAAGAAGACGAUUGAGAUGA
This is a messenger RNA of Lathyrus sativus (Indian pea), 1224 nucleotides long. NCBI's taxonomy places the organism in Eukaryota, Viridiplantae, Streptophyta, Magnoliopsida, Fabales, Fabaceae. The record is from the annotation of a GenBank genome assembly.